AUGCCCGACUCUAUCGCGUCGUCCGAGCCGCUGAGCUCGCCCUCGCCCUCCCCGCCGCCACCGCCGCCACCGCCAGCGUCCAGGUCCCACCCCGCCGGCGCGGGUCUGGAUAGCGAUGGCUCUGAGCUGUCGGAGCUCACGGACGACGAGCAGGACAGCGAAAAGCGCGGGAGCGGCGCCCAGGACGAGGGCUCGCGCAGCCCGCGCCGGUCGGGCAAGAAAAAGCGUGGCUCGCUCGUGCCCGCGCCGAUGUGGGACUGGGCGUACAAACAGCGGAAAGGCGUUGAUCGGGGCGAAAUGGUCGAGGAGGAGGAGGAGGAAGACGACGAUGGCGGCCGCAGGGAAGAGAACUAUCCGAGAGCUAUGGAGGAAGAGGAGGACGAGGAGGACUCGCCGAAGGGUGAGAGCGCCGAGGAUCGCCAGGACAGCCGCGAAAUGAAACGCAGUGGGAGUCCCCGCAAUGCGCUGGAUCGAUCCAACUCUGGGCCACGGUCCUGUUCAGCGACUCCGGAUUCAACCUCGUACUUUGUUAGGAGAGCUUCUGCAGGUGGCGGCACCGAUCGCCGGGAGAACGACGACGGCGAAUCGGAGGCGGACGUAGAAGACGAACACGAUUCCAUAAAGUCCUCUAGGCCGUCUUCCAAAGAGAACUCUCCGGAACUCACAGACGACGAGCAAGAGGAUGGCGACCCCAAUGAAGAGGAAGAGGAAGAGGAGGACCGUCGACCAUCGCCACGGCCCCACGUUGCCUCCAUACGCGCAGAAGAGGAAGAGGAGGUCGAAUCGGAGGACGCAGCGUCCGAAGACGAUGCAGACGACGCAGGGCAGGCCGACGACCACGAUGGGGCAGGCGACCAAGAGCGAGACGAUCCUCCCAUCCCAGUGAAACGCCCCACCCCACCUAUCGUGAACUCUAUGGGUCCCAGCGAAGAUGUUACUGCGCCCGAUCCCGCUACCGUGGUGCCCCUGCAAGAGAAGGCCGCUGCAUCCUCAAUUAUGGCUGGCUCGGCUGUGAUCGAGCCUCCUUCCCCGUCCUCAUCCUCGUCCCCCAGCUCAUCCCGCUCCGCCUCACCAGAACCUGGCACACAGUCGCGUCGACAAGCCAACCGAGACAGUAAGAAGGCCGGCUUGGACAAGGAUGACCAAGCAGGUGGCACCUCCGGACCGCUGGACGCGAAAGGCAAUGAUGAGGACAGAGACAAGGACGGUGGCGACGGAGAGAAUGAAGCCGACGUAGAAGUUGAGGCGGAAGGCGACGAAGUGGACGACCACGAAAUGGAGUCGGAUCUACAGCCCGCCCACAGAGCCGAAGCCAUGGACGUCUUAGCGCAGAUUGAGCUGAAGUUCGCUCUGCUCAGGGAGAAGCUGUACCUCGAGAAGAUGGAGGGUCUCGCUUGGGAAGAGGCCUUGAUUAUGGAUGAUAAUCAUCCCGAGUUAUUGCACCUCCAGGCUGAAUUAUCUAAGCGCCGAGAUAUGCGUCUCGAUCUAGCUGCAAAGCGACGAUCCUAUGAGGUGACGAUGGUCACAAAGAAGCGGAAGGCAGACGAAGAUGGUGUAUGGAGUUGGUGGAAAUUCUCGAGGGAUGAGCUACAAACCGACAUGAUAUCUGAAACCAAUAGGAAACGGAGGCGUCUCGAGAGGGCAAGGAGGGCAUCUGAACGUCCUCAGCCUGUGCGCCGCAUCCCUGAUCCACCAGUGAACAUUCCUCCUGCACCGACGCUGCGGGAUAUCGUAAAGUCGACGCCUUUUGCGAGGCAUUCCUAUUCUCCCUCCAGCAGCAAUUCUCAGAAGCGAGAUAAUAUCCACGCCCGACCACUUGUCUAUCCACAGUUGUCUUCACUGAGUUCCGCAGAGGUGGGCAAUGACCUGGAGCUCAUCUGGCAGCAACGGCGGAGACAUGCGGAUCCCCGUGCGCUGAACCCACCCAUGGGGCCACCCCUCUCGCAUGGGUAUGAAGCGGGAUAUGGACCCAUGGAUGGACCUCACUACAAUGGUUCCGGACCAAGCCGUGUCGCGCCUCCAUUCCCGCCACAUAUGCAAGGUUACCCUGGUCCCAGUGUACCUUCGCGAAUGCAGCACCAUCAUGCAGGGCCGUCCGGAUUACACCAGUCCCACCUUCCGAUGGACCAGGACAUGGCUAUGUCUUCUGCCGUCCCGCCUCCCUCUGGGCCAUACACGCAACAUCCUGCAACGGGUAUGAGACGGUCGUUAUCGCCGGUCCACGUGACCGCGAAUGGCACGUCCGGGUUAGGUCCGUCCCAGAACGGGUGGUUUGCAGGUUCGUCGAGGGGCAAGCCGCCCGGGCAGCACGAGUGGAUGAAGGAGUCCAGAAGGCCUAGCGGAGGCAAGGACGACUAUGGUGACCGGGAUAGGGAGCGCGAGAAGUGGGAGAGGAGCGAAAGAGAACGCGAGCGCGAGUGGGAGCGAGAGAGAGAGCGUAUGGAGCGGGAGAGGUAUCAGAUGCAGAUGAUGCAGUCCCAGCCCGUUCGGCCUUCGCAUGGUUUACAUGCUGGACCUGGCCCUCUGCCUCACCCAGGACCUCCACACAACCAUCACCACCACCACCACCAUAUUCACCACCAUCACCAUCCACAGUCCAUGGGUGGCCCUGGGGGUCAUUCGUCUUCUUCACUGAAUAAUACGCCGGGUCCCGGCGCGGGCAGUCCCCGCGUCUCUAUGUUACCUCGCGAGUUCGAUCUUGGUCGCCCGCACUCGGGUCCCCCAACUACUGAGAUCAUCAACCUCUCAUCGUCUUCGACAAAGCGAUCUCCGAACACGUAUUGGAAGGGUGAUGAACUCGAACCUGGUCGUGAUAGGGUGCGACCGCCGUCAAACCAGCAUCCUCUGGACGACCGACCGGUGCAGCAUAUCAUGACGCCUGUGCAAUUGAUGACCAACCAUUCUGGUCCUCAUGCCCACGGGCCUCCUUCGGCGCCUGCAUCCAUUGCUCCCUCACCUCGGGGUCCAUGGUCGGCUGCGGAUGACACAGGGAUGCGUCGUCCUUCAUCCGCUGCGAUGGGUCGCCCUAGUAACCUCUCUGGCCGGAGUUCACCAGGUCCUAUGCACGGGUCAGUACAUGGCAUGCGUGGACCUCCGCCGUCAUCUGGCUCGAGGCAGAGUCCUAUGGUGACAUCCUCGCCUCGUAACAAUAAACCUCCGGCAACCACGAGCCCCCCGAUGUCCUCAUCCAAUUUCCCUGGUCCCUUGAGAUCACCUAGUCGCUCUUCACAUGCUCUCCCACCCCCUCCUUCGUCCGGGCCUUCCUCUUUGCCUUCGAUGACCGCACAACCGCCCCUUCCGCAUGCGAGCAGUCCGGUUUCGAGACCAUCCAGAGUUGGAUCGCCCCCGUCGCUGUCUAAAAUGAUACAUUCAGGCGGCCCCAGCGGUCCAUCACCUCCGCUUACUGGCGCACCGAGACCUAUGAGUCCAUUAUCGCGGUCAGCUAAUGCCGAUCCUCAUUCUCAUAGCCUAGGCCCGUCACCGUCAUUCAAUGGCACCAACAGAACCACCACUCCCCUCUCAAUAUACCCGGGGCACGCGCCGCCUCCCUCUAGGACUCUAGGUUCUGAUCAGUCCUCGCCGCAAUUGAGCAAUAAUGCUCCUCCUCCUAAAUUGAAUGUCGUUCAGUUAGUGGAUGGGGCAUAGCAGGACUUAGACGCUUUGUCCUUUUUUAUUUCAUAGGUCUUAUUGUAUUUUACCUCGCCAUUGUGAUUUAUUGGAAUGUACGGCAGACCACUGUUUGUGAAGUCACUCAAUAUAUU
Molecule: messenger RNA, 3761 nt
Organism: Gloeophyllum trabeum ATCC 11539
Lineage: Eukaryota; Fungi; Basidiomycota; Agaricomycetes; Gloeophyllales; Gloeophyllaceae
Exons: 4
Coding region: 1-3645 (1214 amino acids)
Biological process (GO): negative regulation of transcription by RNA polymerase II
Cellular component (GO): Sin3-type complex
Molecular function (GO): histone deacetylase binding
Source: RefSeq, a predicted model, not a curated record